AUGCAGUCCUCUCUCUCUCAACCGCUUCUCCCUCGCCACCUCGUUGACGAGAUACAGAGAACAUACGGGGCAGCCUAUUUGACGAUGUCAGACGUAUCCCAGGAAGCGAGCCAUGAGUAUCGUUUGGCAAUGCGAAACUGGAACGGCCCUCUACCGCCUGAUAUCCACCUUUGCAAUGAGCUCGACCCAGCUUUCUCUCAAAAGGCCAAGCGAACAUACCUACACUACAUGGCCGCGACGGCGGACAUCCUCAGCGCAUGCGAACUACUGUACUGCGGAGCAUCCCCAGACAAAGCAUCCCCAGACGGUUACACCCCGAUCUUCUCAGCCCUUGCUGAGCUGGCCGUGCGACGUUUCCGCAGCUUCGUUACUCCUCUCCUUCCACCAUCUUACCUUCCAUCCGUUGUGAAUUGUCCACCGCAAUACCUUCCUGCGUAUUCUCACAUCGCUAAGAUCCUCAUCGAACAGCACAUUGAUGUCAACCAGACAGUUCAUCGUGUCUCAAUUCUCCGGCUGGCAUGCCUUGCCAAGGAUUGGGAUAUCAUUGGUCUCCUGUUUGAACAUGGAGCCAAUGACACCAUAUCCUCAUCUACAAGUACUUUCAAGGCUACCUUCCCAACUGCGAGUGACAGGAAACGAUAUACCGCACUCGUUGCAGCCAAGCGGCUUCCAGAAGGUCAGCAACGUCCUGCGCGAAUGUGUCCUUGUUGGUCGGGUAAGAGGGUAUCAGAAUGCCACGGAAAACUGGGUGCGAAGGUCCCGUAUCCGCUUGACUACGUCUGUGUCUGCGGCUCAGAGAAGACCUACCGACGCUGCUGCUCACGCAAGGCCAAGCUCAGUGUCAUAGAAGAAUGGAAGUCUGACAUAUGCAGGAUCAUGCACCGGUACGACGAGAAAGAUGACAUGGCAGAAAUCAACCAAAAACUGCAGGAGUUGAUGAAAAAAGGGCAACUGAUGGAGGAUUCUCUUCGACGAGCGAUUGGAUUACCUGAAGAUCCUGCAAAAAACCAUACCAUGUAUACGGAUCCGAAUGAAUUCGGGAAAAGGGUGACCGAGCAAGGUCUGGUUGACCCUGCUUUUGGAUAUGCUAUGUGUCGGUAUCCUGACCGAGUUCCACUGCCUGUCGACAGGACCGUAAGAUCGCGUCAAGUUAUGGAAGGCAGGCAUGCGAUCUGGAAUUCGCUCGUCGACGAAUACAUUGCUCUUGGGACUGACAGCCGGUCAGCCUUCGAGAUUGCACGAGCUGCAAAGGUGGGGACAUGGGGUGGUGCGUACAUCCGUCAGUGCGAAGGCGAAAAUUGCGACAAAGUGGAGCAGAAAGACGUCGAAAAGCUGCAACAGUGUAUCAAGUGCCAAAUGGCAGUGUACUGUGGGCGAGAAUGUCAGAAGUCUGCCUGGCCGACUCACAAAAAAGUUUGCUCAACCCCAGCGCAGCGACCUCAAUUGUUGCCCUCGCAAAUGGCUGUCUUGAAAAAGGUCAUGCCAGCGAUUGCCAAUGGCGAAGUCCUUUUAUAUUUGCCAUCGUAG
Molecule: messenger RNA, 1527 nt
Organism: Cyclocybe aegerita
Lineage: Eukaryota; Fungi; Basidiomycota; Agaricomycetes; Agaricales; Hemipholiotaceae
Source: the annotation of a GenBank genome assembly